Mycena citricolor is the source of this 1047-nucleotide messenger RNA. The record is from the annotation of a GenBank genome assembly. NCBI's taxonomy places the organism in Eukaryota, Fungi, Basidiomycota, Agaricomycetes, Agaricales, Mycenaceae.
AUGCCGGUCUUGUACCUAGCUACCACUGUUAUUCACCUUUGGAUUCUCCCUUGCCAGAACUCUGAGAUCGGGUUUGACGCCGAUAGUAACAGCGGAGACGAGUCAACGAGCGACCAAGACUGCCAAUCCGUCACCUCUUUUCUUGCCCCCUCCUCCCCUCCACGAGCGGACCCGACCAGCAUAGAGGACGACAACUCCCAGCACCAACUGUCCGCUCUGGAGACCAGCAUCCAGAACAUCGAAGCCGUACUCAAUCGCCUCCUCAACCAACAACCCCCUGCCCCUGCCCUUGCACCAGCUCCAGCAGUGGGUCCAGGUGUUUCUGCUGGCUCGCAGUCGAACACUGUGCGCCCCCUCAUCCGUCCCAACCCCCCCUUCUUGUUCGAUGGGGAUCGCACCUUGGGCAAGAGCUUCUUGCACUCGGUGAAGCAGUACUGGCGACUGCUCCCCGAGGCGUUCUUCGUGAACGGGGUAGUCGCUGAGGAGAAGGUAGUCCGCUUCACCCUCUCCUACAUGUCCAAGGACUCGGCGGCCUCCUGGUCUGAGCGCAUGUCCGAGCGCACCCCGUUCCCGUUCCCUACUUGGGCUCUCUUCGUCACCGAGUUCAAGCUCCGAUUCGUCGAGGAGAACGAGCAAGACCAUGCCUUGGCGCAACUGGAAACCCAUCAGUAUUAUAUGGGCUCCCGCAAUGUAUUCAAGUACAUGGACGAAUACGACGACCUCCUUGACCUCGCCGGUUAUACCGACAACCUGGUCAAGGUUACCAAAUAUAGGACGGGCCUGGACCCGAGGAUCAACCAGGCCAUCACCACCUCUGGCAAUCCCCCCAGCCUCACUGACUACGCCGAAUGGUGUAAGGGCAACCUCGAGACCCGAUCUCAGAGUUCUGGCAAGGGAGAAUCCAAAGAGAAACCGUGUUGGGGAUUCUCCUUGCCAGGCGCCACUAUUUAUAUGAUACAAGAACAAUGGAGCGCGCAGCGACAAACAAGAACAAUGGGGACAAUAAGUACAACGGCCAUGACAGAACAAUGGGAGCGGGGACAAUAG